Molecule: messenger RNA, 1344 nt
Organism: Chenopodium quinoa (quinoa)
Lineage: Eukaryota; Viridiplantae; Streptophyta; Magnoliopsida; Caryophyllales; Amaranthaceae
Exons: 3
Coding region: 1-1344 (447 amino acids)
Molecular function (GO): catalytic activity
Source: RefSeq, a predicted model, not a curated record
AUGAUUUUAUGCUCUGGACGUCAUAUGUUUUAUGGUAAGCCAGCUAUAGUUAAAGCUUGGAGUUCCAAGUUUGAUUUUCAGGCUGAAGUUUUGAGGACUGUUCCCCUAUGGGUUAAGUUCCCCAAUCUUCCCUUAAACUAUUGGGGAGUGGACACUCUUAGUAGAAUAGGUAGUCUGUUGGGAGUGUCUAACUGUGCAGAUGAAUGUACUACUAGACUGAUGAGGGUUUCUUUUGCUAGGGUUUUAAUUGAGGUUGAUAUAACCAAAGAAUUGCCUAGUUCUGUUCUACUUGAAAGCCCUAAUGGUGAGAUAAUUGAAUUAAAGGCUAUUUUUGAGUGGAAGCCGCCUUUCUGUAAGAAGUGUAAUAAGGCAGGACAUGAUUGUGCUGCUGUUAAAAGUGGCCCACCUGACUCUGAGCAGGUUCAAGCUACUCCAGCUGCUGCUCUUGGAAAUGUUAAUCAUGAUGAUGGCUGGAGAGUAGUAGGAAGGAAGAACAAAAGCAUCCACAAUGUAAGAAAUUCACAGCCAAUUGCACAAUCUAGUGCUUUUUUGGCUCUCAAUGUUGAAGAUGGUGGGUUUUUUCAUCAACACUGGCGGGGGGGUUUGAAUGACCCUGGCAGGGUAGUUAAUGUUAAAAGGCUACUUAGAAAUCAUUCAAUUGAGGUCAUUGGCUUGCUUGAGACUAAGGUAAAGCAGGGAAAAUUCAAGACUCUCCAGAAGAAGUUUAGGUUAUCUUGGUCUUGGGUUGAUAACUAUUCCUACUCUCAGAAAGGUAGAAUUUGGGUUAGGUGGAAUUCAGAUGUUAUUAAUCUUGAUGUUCUAACAGUUCAUGAACAGUUUAUUCACUGUGCAGUUAGUCAUAGAGAUUCUACAGCUCCAAUACUUUGCACUUUUGUGUAUGGUCUCCACUCUAUUCAUGAUAGGAAAGCUCUAUGGACUGGGAUUCAGACUCUUGGUUUGCAGCAGGAUCCUUGGAUUUGUGUUGGGGACUUCAAUUCUGUUCUGUGUUCUGCUGAUAGAAUCAAUGGCAAUCCUGUUUCAGAUUAUGAGGUGAGAGAUUUUCAAGGUUUUGUAGAUAUUAUGGAGUUUUGUGAGGUUAAAAGCAAAGGUCCUUUUUAUUCUUGGUCUGACAAGGCUCAUGAGGGGCCUAAGAACUGUACUAGAAUUGAUAGGGGUUUGGUCAACCAGAGCUGGUUGGAUAUUUAUGGGCAUGUUGAGGCCUUUUUUCUUAAUCCUGCUCUUUCUGACCAUAGCCCUGUCUUGAUUGAGCUUUGUUCUGCUCCCUCUUCCCAAGGAAGGCCUUUCAGAUUCUUGAACUGUAUAGCAAAGCAUGAUCAGUUUUAG